This is a messenger RNA of Chlorella variabilis, 2403 nucleotides long. RefSeq names its product expressed protein. The transcript has 13 exons. The record is from RefSeq and is a predicted model, not a curated record. NCBI's taxonomy places the organism in Eukaryota, Viridiplantae, Chlorophyta, Trebouxiophyceae, Chlorellales, Chlorellaceae. The coding region runs from base 1 to 2403 and encodes 800 amino acids.
AUGGCAGCUUUCGUUGAGAGGGAUAACGAGGAGGAGGGGUGCAGCGAGGAGGAGGACCCUCGUAGCUCCGCAACCCGCAGGCUGAGCGAGAGCCUGGCGGCGGCAGUGGUGAUGCGCCUGUCGCUUCCCGGUGAUGUUGCGGCCCAGCUGGCCGCGCUGCCCGCCACGCCCAGCGCCCUCUCCCUCGCCCUGGCUCGCGACGACGGCUCUGGGCUGGUGCACCUGCCCGUUAUGGAGCAGGGGAGCCUGGUAUGGUCCCCUGACGUGCCCGGGGAGGCGCUGCCGCAGCGGUCGGCGGCGUGGCAGAGCUUCCGCAGCGGGCGCUGUCUGCUGUGGCGCCGCAGACUGGACAGCCCGGCAACCAAGUAUGCCGACUGGGCUGGCCUCCUCCACGUUCACAGCUCGGCGCAGGCGUUGCUCACCAUGCCGCUGGCCGUGCCCGGCUACCCCGGAGCACUCGGGGCCGCCACAUUUGCGCUGGGUGCCGAGCCAGCUGCUGCGGAUGUGGAUGCGCUGCGGCUGCUGCUGGCGGGGCUGGCCUGUGCCAUCUCCCACCACACAAAGCUUCUGUGGGAGGAGUCGCUCGGCUUUCUGAACCUGGUCAUCCCCCGUCGCGUCAUCCAGCGCAUGCUGUCAUCAUCACUGUCCCUGGGGCCUCUGGCAGCGGCCGCCGCCGCUCCCGCCGGAGCUGCUGCUGUAGCCAACGGCGCACCCGCUGUGGCGCUUGAGGCAGCAUCCGAGGCUGUGGCCGAGAAUCCUGGCAUGCUGUGCACGCCUGCCUGCGCUGGUGCUGACGCGGCACGCAGAUCACUGAACAGCCCUGGUCCUUUUGGACGGGCCGCCGCUGGCACCUGCAUGCGCAUCAAGACUGCCAGCGAGUCAGACCCGUCCAAGUGCCUGCAGCCUGAGGCUUGCGGGGCCGAGGUGGCACCGGCAGCCGCGCCCUUGCUGCAGCCCGCCUCACCAACCGCCAGCACCGGCAUGCACAACGGCGUCACCACGUUGCGGCAAAAGUGGAACCUGGAGUUUGCUGACCCGGUGCUGGAGGAGCACUUCAAGACCUGGUUCAACACCCUGCAGACCAAGACAGGCCUCCUAACCGUGUUUGCUCUGGCAAUUGUGAUGCUGCUCAACACGGAGCGCUGGUACAUCGCGCACCGAUCCACCGUGGUGGCAUGCGUCCGCAUCUGCACCGCCGCAGUGCUGCUGGUGCACGCUUAUCUUGACCCGGGCUUCUACUCUGGCAGCCUGGUCAAGGCGCUGACGGGCAGCUGCUCGCUGACGCUGGUGAUCAACAGCUUCCGCAACCGCCUGAGGUUCUCAAACCACCUGCUGGUACAGCUGGCGAAGCUGUACCUCAGCGCAAUGGCUAACGCCUUCAUCUAUUCCGACCCCCAGCGUGCCAGCCACGCCUACCUGACCCUGCCAGUCACCUCCCUGCUCCAGCUGGCAGCCGCGCUCGUGCCCUCGCUGGCUGUGUAUCGCCUGGAGGCGGGUAUGCGCAGGGAGUUUGUGAGCGCCCAGGUGGCGGCCGGCAUGCUGCAGCUGCCGCCGGCUGCCAGUCAGCCCAGCACAGCGCUGCUGGCCGAGCACAGCAGCAACGCCCCUCGUACCUGGUCACCAGUAUCUUGCUCUGCCACAAUCUCCAGCGUUAUUCUCCUCUCCCUGCCCCUCCUCUUCAUGUUGCUACUGCCACUAUUCUCCCCUCCCCUGGCAGCCUCCGACCUUGAGGAUAUCGCAGCAGAUGACUGCUGGUGGAGCUGUGCCAAGCAGGACCCCCGCCCAGCCACCUAUGCGUCAGCAGCGGGCACCUCGCCGGAUGUGGUGGCACGGCUGAUGCAGCUCCACCAACUGGCAAAGGCGGCAGCCGCGGCGCUGCUGCUUCUGAAACCCCUGGCACCUGCCGACGAGGCCUCGCUGCUCCUUCUCUGCCCCUGGCUGCUGCGGCUCACCGCGCUAGCGCCUCGCGCCUCAGCCUGCAGCCCCUUUGCUGCUGCCGCCAGCAUCGUGCUGGCGCAGCGCCCCGAUGCUCCCGCCGUGGCGCCAGCCAGCCUCACGCUCCCCUCACGCCAGCAGCAGCUGCAGGCGUGCAGCCCCAGCGGUGCCACCCUGCGGUUUGACCUAAUGGGCGCGCUCAGCGCCGACCAGACAGCCGAGCUGCAGGUUUUUGAGCAGCAAGUCAACCGCGGCAUCGAGCAGUCGAGCAAGGCGGCGCUUGAGGAUGCGCUGAGCGAGCUCAGCCGCCUGCCCUCCGCCUCGGCCAUGGUACGCAGCAGCAUCGAGGGCCAGCAGAACUCGAUGCGCAGCCUGCACUCCCUGCUGUCCCGCAGGUCGGGAUCCCUCAGCCUGGACAGCCUGGCCAGCACGCCCCUCCACCACGCCAGCCCCAACUCCCCCACCUGA